ACUGUUUUCCACUGUAUUCCGACCAAUUUUAGGGCACACCGUGAAAUUCGACCGUACCAUGGGUGGCUGGAUGAUGGAAGUCGGCCGGAUGGCCCUCUAUAUGACCUUCCCGGUGGCGAUGUUCCACUGGUUCAAUCAGCCGGAGUACUUCGAAAAGUGGGUGACCGAGACGAGGCGACAGAUCUUUCCACCGGAGAACAAGGAACACCGGGAGGCGGUCGAGAACUGCAUCAGAACGAUCCGAGAGAAGAACGAUCGCGAGCUGCUCGAGGCGCUGGAAAAACUGGAGAAGAAGGAACGGCAGUAAGGUGCGGGUAGUGGAAUUUAAU
Molecule: messenger RNA, 329 nt
Organism: Ochlerotatus camptorhynchus
Lineage: Eukaryota; Metazoa; Arthropoda; Insecta; Diptera; Culicidae
Product: protein PET100 homolog, mitochondrial
Exons: 1
Coding region: 59-307 (82 amino acids)
Biological process (GO): mitochondrial respiratory chain complex IV assembly
Cellular component (GO): mitochondrial inner membrane; mitochondrion
Source: RefSeq, a predicted model, not a curated record